UGUUCGCAUUACUCGCCACUGGAAAUUUGCGGAAUAUAACACAGGAACUGGCGGGUUUGGUCGGAUUCUAAAAGCGUUUGUGUGGAGCCUUGGCUCUGGUGUAUUAUGUCGUAGCCGGGUGGCAACGUGCAAAAGUAACUUUUCCCCUGAUAUGAACUACGAUGUGUUAUGUCGUGGUUGCAAAGUUCCUUCGACGCAGAUUGGUGUUAGCAAUCAUUUUUUUCUUUUCAUUGUCCUACUGCAUGGUUCAUCUAAUUAGCAGGAAUAAUAACUUAAGCUUGAAUGGAGACCUACAAACUCAACAUUUGCGGCAUAAAGUAAUCCUGUGGACGAAAACGAAAGCUGAACUAACGAAAGCAGUGCAAGCGGGGGGCGGUACAGCCAACGAAACCGGCGAGCAGCAGAUUCCUACGAACUGCCGCAAUUCCGUUCAGGGCAAGUCGCUUAUCGUAGACGACCGGGGGUACGUUUGCCCGCGGGUGGAACUGCUGCAAAAUGGGUGCUGCGACGAGGCGGACGACGAACCGAGCAAGCAGUUCGCUUGCACCACAUGCAAACCGAACCACUGUUGUGCGGUGUACGAGUACUGCGUGUCCUGCUGCUUAAAUUCCGACAAGCGAUCGAUUCUAGAGGAUGUGUUAGCUAAGGCGAACGGCAGGCAGGUGGCACUGUACGCCGAGGUCACCGAUCAGUUCGAGCUAUGCUUAACCAAAUGCCGCACCAAUUCGCAAUCGGUACAAAACGAAAACAAGUACAGAAAUCCGGAACUCAAGCACUGCUACGGUGAGAUGAACGAAGCACUCUGGCUUGCCACCGAUGGGAAAGAUUCUCAGUGAAACGAAAACGAAGCACUGCUUUAGAUUCACGGCACUUUCGUUUUAACCAUUUACCGAAAGGUGGUUUGCACGGCAGUCGUUGCAUACGGAUCACGCGAUUCCCUGCGAGAAAGCGCGAUUAUUAGGAAAUUAUUUUACACAGUAACAAAUGUAUCUUAGCCCCAAGUAAGCCUCCGGCCUGCCGCAUGUAUGGCCAUGUGCCGUUAGCAGCAUCCCCAUAAUAUGCCCCGUAAACGCUAAUCAAACGGAUUUAUCGUAAAAAAGCGAUACAACAUCGGAUGAUGUAACGCGUGGUCAAACACGUUUCAGGCCGGAAAUUUACUAUGUGAUGUUUUAUUUGCUACACACUUUGCCCCAUAAGUUAUAGCAGAAACCCCCCGUUGUGUGUGGAUGCAAUCGAUGGAAUAUACAAAUAAGAGAAGAACCAAUGAUCAGUAGACAAAUCUAUCAAUAAACACAGUAAAAUGUGUGUGUUAAAAUUAUCAACAAA
This is a messenger RNA of Anopheles coustani, 1326 nucleotides long. RefSeq names its product SREBP regulating gene protein. Gene Ontology annotation, biological process: positive regulation of SREBP signaling pathway. The record is from RefSeq and is a predicted model, not a curated record. Bases 162 to 836 code for a protein of 224 amino acids. Lineage: Eukaryota; Metazoa; Arthropoda; Insecta; Diptera; Culicidae. The transcript has 3 exons.